AUGUGGCAGCUCUCGGUCGUAGUACUGCUGGCCGUUGCCACCGGCAGCGGCUUCGGGGCGAACAUCUUGUACAUCGCUGGCGUCCCUUCACCUAGUCACUUUAUUUGGCAUCGUGCUCUGAUGUACGGACUGGCGGCCAAAGGUCACAACGUGACGGCACUCAGCGUGGACAUCGAGGACAAUCCGCCACCGGAUGUGCACUUCAUCAAGAUUGAGGGCGUUUAUGAGGCGUUAUUUGAAGAGGACUCCGAAGGGAUGGAUUUCUACGCGAUGGGGGAGCUCGGUCCGUGUGCGAUGGUGUCAAUGUUCAACGAGUACAUGGUGAGCGGUUGUGAAGUGGCGUUGAGAUCCGAGGGAGUGCGAACGCUGGUGAGGUAUCCGGAUGAUUUCAAGUUUGACGUUAUUAUCAACGAUUUCCUGCUGGGACCAUGUUUGUCCGCACUGGCACAGCACAAAUUUGGACGGCCUCCGUAUAUUGGUGCUACGGCGUUUCACGGGUUGUCCUCGACGGCUCCGUUGUCCGGUGCGUAUUCCUACUCGGGAUUGAUCCCCCAUAAUGAGUUUGAUGCACCGGAAGGUAUGAGCUAUACGGAACGCUUUAUGAACUUCCUCUACAAUCACUGGGAAGAGGUAAGCAAAUCGUACCAAGUGUACGACAAAAUAGAUGAAAUGGUACGCCGAAUCAAUCCUGAUAUCCCGCACGUUGGACAAAUAGAGAAAGAUGCCCGGAUAAUCCUCUUGAACUCUCAUCCGGUCGUUCAGUACUCAGAGCCGGCAAUGCCGAACGUGAUUUCCGUUGGAGGCACCAACGUACGGUCGGACCUGCUCGGCAACGAUCGAGUCGUUGAAAUCCUCAACGCGAUGGAACAACUACCUCAGUACAAUUUCCUGUGGAAAUUUGAAUCAGACUCAAUGCCUAUGAAAAUCCCAAAGAAUGUUCACAUCCGCAAAUGGAUACCCCAGAAUGACCUGCUGGCCCACCCCAACUCAAAGCUGUUCAUCACCCACAGUGGACUGUUGAGCACGCAAGAGGCCAUUUGGCAUGGCGUUCCCAUCAUCGGAUUUCCGGCGUUUGCCGACCAGAAUCGAAACAUCAACUACUGCGUCCAGUUGGGGGUGGCCCGACGACUGUCCCUCAGGAAGAUCAACAGCCAAGACUUGGUCACUGCCAUUCGGCAAAUAAUGACUGACCAGAGGUAA
Messenger RNA from Culex quinquefasciatus (southern house mosquito), 1200 nucleotides. RefSeq names its product UDP-glucosyltransferase 2. The record is from RefSeq and is a predicted model, not a curated record. The transcript has 3 exons. Gene Ontology annotation, molecular function: UDP-glycosyltransferase activity. NCBI's taxonomy places the organism in Eukaryota, Metazoa, Arthropoda, Insecta, Diptera, Culicidae. Bases 1 to 1200 code for a protein of 399 amino acids.